Molecule: messenger RNA, 2217 nt
Organism: Perkinsus marinus ATCC 50983
Lineage: Eukaryota; Perkinsozoa; Perkinsida; Perkinsidae
Product: multidrug resistance protein, putative
Exons: 18
Coding region: 1-2217 (738 amino acids)
Biological process (GO): transmembrane transport
Cellular component (GO): membrane
Molecular function (GO): ABC-type transporter activity; ATP hydrolysis activity; ATP binding
Source: RefSeq, a predicted model, not a curated record
AUGGUCAGCUAUCUCCACCUUUACCGUUUUGCUACCAACUAUGAAUUAGGAGCAGUAGUUAUCGCAGUAUCAAGUGCUGUCAUCCAUGGGGUUGCUUUCCCUUUAUUUGCUUACGUCUUUGGUGAUGCUCUGAAUGAUCUUGGUGAAGGUGGUGAUGAUGUAGUUGCCUCGGUAUCUAAAAGAUGCCUCUAUAUGGUUUAUAUUGGUAUUGGGUCAUGGGCAUUAUCAUGGUCUUGGCAUAGUAUAUUUACUGCUACUGCAUCCUUUCAAGCUACUAGGUUGAAGAUACGCUACUUUGAAGCUGUCCUCUGUCAAGACAUUGCAUGGUUCGAUGCAAUAAGUCCAGCCGAACUACCUACUAGAAUGACGGAGGAUGUUGCUAAGGUACAGCGAGCAUUGGGGUUUAGAGUAGGCCUCUUUAUUAUGAAUGCCUCGAUGGGUGUUGCUGGUCUGACUGUUGGUUUCCUAAGAGGUUGGCAAGUAUGCCUCGUUAUGUUAGCUGCCAUGCCUAUUAUUAUAAUAUCAACCUCUAUUUUGGGUAUUGUACUCUCUAGAGCAUCUAAGAUAUCUCAAUCAUCCUAUGCCAAGGCUGGGGCGUAUGCAGAAGAGGCACUUAGCUCCAUACGAACGGUAACAGCAUUUGGUGGACAGCAAAGGGAAAUCGAGAGGUAUAGCAGUGCUCUCGAGGAUGCUAGGAAAGGUGGGACUAGAUCUGGCCUUUACACGGGUAUAUCCCUUGGCCUUAUUAUGGGUUCUACUUAUGCUACAUAUGCUCUUACAAUAUGGUAUGGUGGUACACUAGUCCGCAAUGGUACUAUUAAUACCUUUACAGGAUUACCUUAUACAGGGGGAGAUAUACUAUCUGUAUUCUUCUCGGUGUUGAUGGGUAUAAGUGUACUUGUUCCCAGCUUCAAGUAUCUUCUUCUCCUUUUCUCAGCAACCUUUGGUGUAGGCCAAGCCAUGCCACCAAUACAGACCUUCCAGAUUGGUAAGGCCUCAGCUAGCGAGAUUUAUAGAGUUAUAGAUGAGGAGAAACCUCUCAUCGAAUCACCUAUUACUCCUACCACCAGCAACAGCAGCAACAGCGCUACUCUAGUAGCAUCGUCAUCAUCAUCGAAGCUGUCAACAACUACAGGGGUGUUCAGUACAUUGGCUUUUCAUGAUGUAUGCUUUACAUACCCUACUCGUCCUGAGGUCCAGGUUCUUACCAACGUUUCUUUUCAUAUUACUACUGGAAUGAAGGUCGCAUUUGUAGGGGAAAGUGGCUCAGGGAAGAGCACUGUUAUGGCCCUUCUAGAGCGGUUUUACGAUCCUGUAAGUGGUAGAGUAGAGAUUAAUGGUAUAGACUACCGUGAAUAUGGAGUAGGAGGAGAACCUAUAGCCAUACGGUCCUUCUUCGGAUACGUUGGCCAAGAGCCCGUACUCUUCGCAACUUCUAUAAGAAAUAAUCUUACCUAUGGUCUUGGUUAUACUCCUUCAGAGAAUCAAAUAAAGGAAGCCUGUCAGAGAGCUAAUGUGCAUACAUUCAUAUCCUCUCUACCAAAUGGAUAUGAUACUUAUUGUGGUACAUCUAGUGGAGGAGGUGGGCAAAUCUCUGGUGGUCAGAAGCAAAGGGUUGCCAUUGCUCGAGCAUUGUUGAGGAAUCCUCAGAUACUCUUACUUGAUGAAGCAACGUCAGCCCUUGAUAACGAGAGUGAAAAGAUGGUCCAAUCUACUAUAGACAACCUCCAAAGAACGACUCGGCUUACUACUAUCUCGAUUGCUCAUCGGCUAUCUACUGUUCGUAAUUCUGAUAUAAUAUUUGUUAUGCAGAGUGGAGUACUGGUUGAAGCUGGCAAGCAUGUAGACCUUAUAAGUCGUCGUCCUCAUGGGGUCUAUUAUGCCUUAGUAUCGGCGCAAGAAGCCGCUCAUGUGGUGAAUACUGCUGAUAUCAUGCCCUCCGGACGUCCAAGGUUGAUAUUGCUGGAUGAGGCGACUUCAGCAUUGGACUCGGCAUCUGAAGCCAUCGUACAGAAGGCGAUUGAUAAUCUCACUCUAUCAUCGAGUCGGGGUGACAAACCAACUACUGUGGUUAUUGCUCAUCGACUUUCAACUAUUCGAAAGGCUGACAUAAUUAUUGUUAUUUCUGAAGGCCGAGUUGUUGAAAGCGGCACUCAUGAUGAACUUAUCUCUCGAAAGGGUGUAUAUUAUGACCUGUACGAGAAGGGCCAGCAGUAG